UGUGGACAUGAAUGCGUGUGUACGUAUUGAUGGCCUAUAGUUGGACUCCUGUCCAGUGUAGGUAUUAUGGUUUUCUUUCCAUAUCCCAAUGACUUCCAGUUGUGCUGGUUUUGUACAAAUUUAUGGUGGUCAUAUGGAGGUGGUUACACAUGGUAUCCCAUAUGGUGGCUGAGUCUCCCCUGAUGUACUACCAGGCACACUUCGGUGAACACCACUACAAUCUCCGGCAUCCCUCUUCUGUACACGGUCUGCUUUGAUUUAAUUAGAAUAUUCAUUUGGGUCAAUUAUUGGAUACGGUUUGUCUGACCCCAUCCCGGUGAGGGGGGUUUGCUACCCACGGCAAAUUGGUCAAAUUCAAAGCAUGUACAUCAAUUCAAACAAAUACAGCCAACAAAUCAAUUGGCCAGCCAUACAGCACUUGAUACUUUUAAACACUAUCGGCGUCUGAAAUGGCGGUGUGGUGAACAAUGUCAUAGGAGGCCAAGUCGGGUCAGUCAGCCAUUUACUUCUGCAGAAAAGAGGCUCGCUGUUUAUCAGAAGAAAGUGCUUAACAGCUUUUAUUGAAAACAAGGGGUUUUCUAAAAUCAGAUACUAUGAUCAAGUAAGUAGCUUUUCUGCUGGCUUUUUAUGAGUGGUUUAAGUGAGUUAAAAGGUGUCGCGCACGAGCGCAUCGGGAGCAGUUAACGGAUCCGACACGCAUCACCGAACAGCCAGACGGAGGACGAAGGCAGCGUACUAACCUUUCUCUCUCUUGCCUCAUAGAAAAGAUGAAGUGACGCCGCCAUAAACCAGCCCGGAGUAAAAACAGAACAGCACUCCUGGGUUCCCUUCUUCCCUCUGGUCCCCCAAUGAUGACGUCAAGUUUCCCAUGCACCACCACGCCUACUCAGCAGCCAUCAUGCCUGAUUUCCUGUCCCUCCAGUCCUCCUUUUUGUCUUGUAGUUCGUUCAUGCUUUUUUGUUACUGUGAAAUGGCAAAAGACUGUGUUUUCAUUUUGUUUUGACAGUAUACGGGGCUCAAAACCCCAAAACUUUAUGCGCUCUGUGUUAUCUUUCUUUACACAGGGAAAGGUUUCUAACCUAAGAGUGGCAUCAUCAGUUACACCUGUCAGCCUAAGCUGAGAAACGGAAGAAGCUGCUGUGUGUUGCAACGUCUUAGAUGGUUGUGAGGCUGACACACACACACACAACACAUCAUGGAGAAAAUGACGGUGCAUGUUAAAGAGGAGGGCUGUGAAUGGGAGUGUGUUCAUCCAAAAGAGGAGGAAAGUGGACUGGGGUCAGGGGGCAUUAAAGACGAGUCCAAAGAGAAGUCUGUCAGUAUUGAGACACACAAGCCAAAAUGUGUGGACGGUGUCAAUGAAGACGACUUUCGUGAUGGAGCAGUGACUGGGAUGGGCUCUUCUCCGGGCAGACACUCUUCAUCAUCGGAGCCUUCUAUCAAUAUGAAGUCUGAAUCUUUACAAUGUGAAAUAAAGAGGACAGUGGAAAUUCCAUCUGCUAACACUCGGGAGAAGCCGCCACCGAUUACAAAUAAGUUUGGGAAAAGAAACAAAUGUCACUGCUGUUCAGAGUGUGGCAAACAGUUCUCUCGCAGGAGUCUUCUUCAGAGACAUAAAAGAAUUCACACGGGAGAAAAGCCAUAUUGGUGUCACGAAUGUGGCAAAACAUUCGGUGACAAGAGUACGCUUCAGAGCCAUGCUAGAAUUCACACAGGAGAGAAGCUGUAUUGCUGUAAUGAAUGUGGGAAAAAGUUCUGGUACGGGAGUGCCCUUCGGAUCCACACUAGAAUUCACACCGGAGAGAAGCCGUAUUCCUGUAAUGAAUGUGGUAAACAGUUUUCACAAAUAGGCCAUUUUCAGAGACACAAAAGAGUUCACACAGGGGAGAAGCCGUAUAUCUGUAAUGAAUGCGGCAAAAAUUUUUGUGACAAGAGUACUCUUCAAAAACACAGAAGAAUUCACACUGGAGAGAAGCCAUUUUGCUGUGUGAAGUGUGGUAAACGCUUCUGUCGCAGGAGUACUCUCCAACGGCAUGCUAGUAUUCACAUGGGAGUGAAGCACAAUGGAACUGUCAUUUAAUAAAGAGUGAAGCUCACUUCUGUCUUGAUAGUAAGCCCACCGUGAAGAUUUGGUGAAAUGAGCCCAUAUUGCUGUUCUGAACGUGUUAAUAAUUCUCACAAACCGGUGAUCUUCAGAGCUAGAAAAGCUUUCACACUGAUUACCACCUCUUGAAGACCUGCGGAGUAAAUUAGUGGGGAAAGGAGGAGGAAAAGAGGAAAAAGUCAACAUUGACCCCCACCUCAACAAGUCUUUGAGUACCUUUUAUGCAGUGGGCUCAGUUGGAUAAGAUCUAUGCCAGGGGUUCUCAAACUUUUGUCAAGGCAUGUCACCCCUAGAAUUUAAAACGUUCUGAAGUUCUAGGAUUUUGUUUAGCUAAAUUGUUUAGUACUGAAUUGUUAUUGGGUAUACUAAUGGCAUUUAUUUUUAUGCCCAGAAAUAAUAAUGUAAAAACUACUUGCAUAAAUUAUUGAACCAAAUCUCACUUAGACUGUUUUGGAAAAUGUCCGAGUCUUCUCACAGAAAUUGUUCAGGAGCCUUUGACUCCCUGUUAAAAAAAAA
This is a messenger RNA of Polypterus senegalus (gray bichir), 2620 nucleotides long. Its product is annotated as zinc finger protein 3-like. Bases 1196 to 2080 code for a protein of 294 amino acids. Gene Ontology annotation, cellular component: nucleus. The record is from RefSeq and is a predicted model, not a curated record. The transcript is spliced from 3 exons. Lineage: Eukaryota; Metazoa; Chordata; Cladistia; Polypteriformes; Polypteridae.